AUGUGUGAAUUAUAUAAUCCAACAGGAAUUGUUCGUCGUCAAUUAGUGUCAAGAACAAAUAUAAUGGUGAAACCACGUUUAUGCAUUUUAGCAGCUGGACAUCCACGUGAAACCAUUAACUGUUUAACUGGAUCUGGUUUGAAAACAGCUGAAACAAAUGAUGAUGGUCUUUUCAACCGUUUUUUAAUAUCAGUUGGUUACAAGCAAAAACCAAAUCGAGAUUGUCCACCACCAGAUAAUAAAAUACCAAAAUUAGAACAUCUCUUUUAUUAUACACAUCAACUACACAAACAAACACGAGAAUAUUCAUUUAAUGAAGAAGGUUUUUCAUUUCUCAGUAGCAUUAUUCUUGUACCUAUUUUUUUCUAUAAUUUAGCUUAUACAUUUAUGAAAGAAACGAUUUAUGUAUAUGAUUGUGAAUCUGUUAGUUUCAGCAACGAGGACGAUUAUUUAGCUAGCGAUCGAAUAUUAUUGUCGGCAUUACCGUCAAAUUUAAAACGAAAGUAUACAAAAGAACAAUAUCUUCCAAUAUUGCGACAACUUGAAGCAGACGGUCAUGGUACUGUUACCAGCACAGAAAAAACAAGUGGACCAAAAGCUAUUUGCUUUGUUAAAAAACCUCGAUUAGAACAAACUUCAGAAUCUCAAAACCCAAUUAAUAGUAGUAGAUCAUAA
This is a messenger RNA of Rotaria sp. Silwood2, 675 nucleotides long. NCBI's taxonomy places the organism in Eukaryota, Metazoa, Rotifera, Eurotatoria, Philodinida, Philodinidae. The record is from the annotation of a GenBank genome assembly.